Messenger RNA from Tauraco erythrolophus (red-crested turaco), 1212 nucleotides. The record is from RefSeq and is a predicted model, not a curated record. NCBI's taxonomy places the organism in Eukaryota, Metazoa, Chordata, Aves, Musophagiformes, Musophagidae.
AUGGAGAAUGAGAGUGAUAAGAGGAAGGGAGGAGUGGCAAUGUUCAGUCUCUGCAUGGUUGAAAGUGAAGCUGAUGAGGUGAAUUUGCAUGGUGUCACAAGCCUUGGUUUAAAACAAGCCUUGGACUUUGCAUACACUGGACAGAUCCUCUUGGAACCAGGGGUCAUACAGGAUGUCCUAUCAGCUGGGAGUCAUUUGCAGCUGCUGGAGCUUCUCAGUUUGUGUUCUCACUAUCUCAUUCAGGAACUAAAUAGUUUUAAUUACUUGGACCUGUAUAAGCUUGCGGAUCUCUUCAACCUCACUUUGUUGGAGAAUGCAGUGGUUGACUUCUUAGUAAAACAUCUCUCAGAGCUAUUGAAGAGUCAUCCUGAAGAAGUUCUGGCACUCCCAUACUGUCUUCUUCGAGAGGUUUUUAAAAGCGAUAGACUCACUUCACUCAGUGAAGAACAAAUCUGGCAGCUGGCUGUGAGGUGGUUGGAACACAACUGCCGCUACCAGUACAUGGAUGAACUUCUCCAGUAUGUCCGCUUUGGCCUUAUGGAUGUGGAUACACUGCAUACUGUAGCUCUUUCUCAUCCUCUUGUCCAAGCUAGUGAAACUGCGACGGCACUCAUUAACGAGGCCUUGGCUUACCACCAGAGCGUCUACGCACAGCCAGUUUGGCAAACCAGAAGGACAAAACCUCGCUUCCAGUCAGACACUCUUUACAUUAUUGGUGGGAAAAAACGUGAAAUCUGUAAAGUGAAGGAAUUGCGAUACUUCAAUCCGGUAGAUCAAGAGAACGUUCACAUCGCAGGGAUCGCAAACUGGAGCGAGCUAGCGCCUAUGCCUGUAGGGAGAAGCCACCACUGUGUUGCUGUCAUGGGAGACUUUCUUUUUGUAGCCGGUGGAGAGGCAGAGCACUCCACAGGGCGCACCUGUGCGGUGAGGACUGCCUGUCGAUACGACCCCCGCACUAACUCUUGGGCUGAGAUAGCUCCAAUGAAGAACUGUCGGGAACACUUUGUGCUGGGAGCGGUGGACGAGUACCUCUAUGCAGUAGGGGGCAGAAAUGAAUUGCGUCAAGUGUUACCUACAGUGGAACGUUAUUGCCCCAAGAAGAACAAGUGGACCUUUGUACAGUCCUUUGACCGAUCGCUCUCAUGCCAUGCAGGAUAUGUGGUGGAUGGUCUUCUUUGGAUAUCAGGUAGAAAACGUUUCACACACUUUGAG